CACAGCAAGGCUCAUAUCGCCGGAAAAUCAAAACAUUGCUCUCGUAACCAAGCUGCAUUUUAAGUCCUAGUGUUAAAUUACAAAGCUGAAUUGAUAUUUACUGAAACCCAACAUUACAAUGGCACAGAGCCGACUAGAAAAGAUUGGUACAAUCGUGACCAGGACACAAGGUUUACUACGUUCCGGUGCAAUGAAGUGGGACGAUCGACCCCUUUGGUACGACAUUGUAACUGCAUUUCCGCCUAAGGAGGAACCCCGUUAUGACCGUCCAGCGCCAAAUGUUACAGUACGACCGAUAUUUUACUCGGAGGACAAAACUAGAGCAGAAUUUUAUAAGAAUAAUCGUGCCCAAUUCAUGGUGAAUCUGGCAGAUAUAUCGAAUAAAACGCCGACCCAGCAUUUCAUAGGAAUCUACCAAAAGCUCGAAGCACAAGGGGCUUUGGAUCAGGAACGGGUGUUUGAAACUGCACAGGAACUGCUAGAGGAAAAGUUGAAAGAUUUGAAGCAUGAAACCAUCACAACAACUAGUGUUGCGGCGCCGGUCCAUUCACAAACGACAGGAAAAGAAAAGACCGUUGAGUUGCAGGAUAUCUUUAAAGAUUAAAAUGGAUUGUUCAUUUCAAGUUGCUCAAUAAACUCCGUUAUGAGGACCAA
Molecule: messenger RNA, 654 nt
Organism: Toxorhynchites rutilus septentrionalis
Lineage: Eukaryota; Metazoa; Arthropoda; Insecta; Diptera; Culicidae
Gene: mRpS23
Product: probable 28S ribosomal protein S23, mitochondrial
Exons: 3
Coding region: 119-604 (161 amino acids)
Biological process (GO): translation
Cellular component (GO): mitochondrion; ribosome
Molecular function (GO): structural constituent of ribosome
Source: RefSeq, a predicted model, not a curated record